CAUAAAUUAAGAGGGAAGUGCAGGAGCAGAGCAUUGUGUCCCUCCUGGAGAGGGUCAUGUUGGAAGUGCACAUGGUUUUGCCCAACUACUAACAAAUUUGCUGCUGCAAUCAACUCAGAAUUACCCCAAGGUGUCUUAGACUCUGACCUCAUCCCUGAGAACAUUGGAUACCUCUGACUUCAAAUGAGAGAUUGAAUAUGUACCACUGAACAUCUGGCUAUCUCCAUUUCUGGUGAUUUGUAGAGAUACUUCUGCAGCCAUCAGACACAAGAGGCUGAAGUGCUUUGUGUGUAAAAUAAUGAUAAGAGAAUGGUGAUAGUAAUUAUUGAUCAGAUUUGUACAAGUUUUCCAUUGUUCUGCUGGAGAUAAGUCUACGGUAUAAAUGUCUACAUCAGUGGACACUGAGCUAGAAGUGCUACAUCUCAGAAGCCACAUUUAACUCAUAAUGGAAAGCAUGUUCCCAAUUCAGGACAACUUAGGAUCCAUGGUGCUUCUAACCAAUAGUACCACUGUCACACCCAUGUGCUGCAGAAAAUCAUUACAGCCCUGUGAAGAUCGAGAUUUCAGCAGAUGUCCAGCAAGCUGAUAACAUUGGCCAGUCCAAAGCCAAGAAGAAUAUGGGCUAGCAGAAACAUCAGGUUUGCGAUGCCAUCAAUUGGUACAAUUUGGUAUCUUCCCAUGUGUUGGCUAUUUCACAUUUAUCUGGAAGUCAUCUGUAUAGGAGAGUUCAACCUCACUAGGAACAGCCAUUUAAUAUCAGUUGUCCAGAGCUUGCUAGCCACCUCUGUAGUACUGAUGAUCCUCUUCACUGCCUCUGCCGUGCUGGAAGUGGGACAUUCUUCAGUGACUGAUAACGCAGUGUGUACCUAUAAGAAAAGGGCCUCAAUGAACCACAUUUUACAAGCCUUCAGAAGUCAGAAGUAUCCCUUGCAAGCUCUGGCCUCCUUCAUUCUGAUCAACAGCUACCUGCUGCUACAACUCAGCCAACUAGCUUUGGACUACCUAAACCGAAAAUCAGGCAAUGGUACUAUGCAUGCAGAAUGGAACAGAGUGGAUGCAAACAGCUCAGAAACUGACAUAGAAGCAUCACUUUGGCCUGUACCAGCAGAGAAGCUACUGACUUACCUGGCACUUUGUGUACAUUUUGCUGUUCCUUUGAUCAUCUACUCAGUACAAGAAUCAGAAUCAGUAUGGCAGAAGGAGUACCUCUGGGGAUUUUUCUAUUCUGUCAUUUUGUUGCUGUCAAUACUAAAAUAUCUGUCUUCUUCACUUACCUUUUAUGUGAUUAGUUUAGGAGUGCAUCAGUCACCACAUAGCCGUCUCUUUCUAGGUGGUUCAGCAUGGCUUCCAGCACUGUAUGUAAUAUCAGUGCUUUCUCUAUUUCUCUAUUCAUUUUCCCUGAAGAUCUAUUUAGAACUGAGUUUUAAAACUUCAGUAUCUGACUUGCCUGCUGCUAAUUUAACCUUAAGAAGGAAGAUCAAUCUUUACCCCUCUCCACUCUGGGUGAUUUUAACAACAUUCGUAGUAGUGGGCAGUGAAAUGCCCUUUAUAUUGCACUUGAUUUCUUUCCUCUUACUUGACAGAAAUGAUAUCUUCAUUGUGUGCCUAUUGGCUUUCAGCAAUGGCUUCUGCAUAUUAUGCUUUUGUGGAUGUCUGCUAGUAGGGCUCCGGAGAAGGUGUCGCACAAAUAAAUCCAGGAUAAAGAAGAACCGGAUAGAUAGUGGGGUGUGUAUAGCUAACUCAUUUGUGUACCAGGCCAGCCCUGAGACAGGCAAAGCAAUGUCAAGGGACUGAGAAAACCUAGAGUCUGAGAAAGCUUAGGGACUGAGACAACCUAAGGACUAAGUAAACUGAGUAAAACACUACAAGAACUGUAGUGACAGCAGAAUAAUGAAUCAGUAAUAUUUUUGGUGCUCAUAUAAUAUUAUUGUUAUCUCAUAACAGCAUAUUGUAGCGCUUAUAAAGCUAAAUACUAGGCUCUUAUAAUAUCCGAUUAUCCAUAAAAUAAUCCAUAAGUGCUCUCUUCUGAACAGUUUAGCAAGAAUAAAAUAUAGAGGAUAUUUACUAAUGGUAAAAGUAUUUAACAACUGUGAGGAAAUGUUCAGGUGCUUGAAGUGUGGUCCUUUUGGACCAACAAGAUAUGAUCCAUCAGCUAAUCAGGAACACAACCAUAUGAGGUGCUCCAGGUGCAGUAAUGGAAUUAUUCUAGGCCUGUACACAAUGUAUGAGUGAUCUUUCAAAUUAAUAUACUCACAAUAUGGCAUACUAUAAUGUGAUCCCUAGGGGGAUAUUUACUAAAGUCCGGGUUUAUAGAAGUGGGGAUGUUGACCAUAGCAGCCAAUCAGCUUUUAGUUAUCAGUUAUCAAGUAAAUAUACCCCCUAGAGCAUGCAUGUCCAAACUGCGGCCCUCCAGCUGUUGUGAAACUACAUAUCCCAGUUUUGCUGUCAGAGAAUGCUAAAGCUGUGUCAGGGCAUGCUGGGAUGUGUAGUUUUUCAACAGCUGGAGGGCCGCAGUUUGGACAUGCCUGCCUUAGAGUCUAUUAAAUCCUGUCUCCUGUCUUCCCCAAAUCUUCCUUUGCCCCCAUUCCUUUUUUAUUCUAUUCCUGUUUAUAUAAAAAUAAUGAUAUACUGUUGUUAUGCAAAUAUUAUUACCAGAUUGCCUUUCUGUGUUUGGAUGCAUGUUCCCCUAUAAUUACUCUCUCAAGUACUAAAUGUGAAGUGCUUACACAAACAUCUAUAUUUUUAUUCUAUGUAAGCACAGACUGUACAGUAUCUUCUUGCCCCACAUAUACUUUGCCAGUAAGCCAUAAAACUCUAAAUAGGAGUGACAUUAGAAUGCUGGGAUGAGAUAAAGAGAUUAUGGGGAAGAGAAGGGAAGCAACAGCACCUGUAAAUGUUAAAUUCUGCAAGUAUACAUACUAGAGGCAUCGUAAGAAUGUUUUCAUGUUUUCAAAUACUGUACUUGUUUUUUAAGAUUAACAUCACAGAAAGAGGGAAAAUAAAAAAUAGAUUAAAGACAAUUUAAUUUUAUGCAUUUUACAAUAAUACAAACAUAUGUUGUUGCCUUUUUAAUGACAACACAUAUGUAUUAUGGAGAGAAACAAACAGUAAAAAGUAUUGUUAGCACAUUGCUUUAAGAACAAGAAAUAACAAUUCUCACCCCUGCAGUAUAACAUGUGAGUGAACUAACUACUUUACCAUUUAUACUUCCAGGAAGUGGAUAUUACAGUAUAUUGCUUUGAUCCUAGUAGUAGUGUUAUUCUGUUUGACUUUCUGUACAGUAUAUCACACUUACAAUGUGAAUUUUGUUACGUCUACAUUUUUUACAUGAGACAUGGUGAUAUAAAUCAGUGUUUGCAUUACUAUUUUAGUAAAUAAUAGUUUUGUCUGAGACACUUUAAUUAUGUAGCAGAAGGAAAUAUUUCAUGCAUCUAAAUGAAGGGUGUAUUCAGUGGGUGAUCAUGCUAAAGUAUUCAGGAACCCUGGCAGUCAAUAAAUGAAAUGAAUCAA
Molecule: messenger RNA, 3510 nt
Organism: Pseudophryne corroboree (corroboree frog)
Lineage: Eukaryota; Metazoa; Chordata; Amphibia; Anura; Myobatrachidae
Exons: 8
Coding region: 571-1794 (407 amino acids)
Source: RefSeq, a predicted model, not a curated record